Messenger RNA from Volvox carteri f. nagariensis, 1335 nucleotides. RefSeq lists its product as uncharacterized. The coding region runs from base 1 to 1335 and encodes 444 amino acids. NCBI's taxonomy places the organism in Eukaryota, Viridiplantae, Chlorophyta, Chlorophyceae, Chlamydomonadales, Volvocaceae. The transcript has 11 exons. The record is from RefSeq and is a predicted model, not a curated record.
AUGAUCGUUAGGAGCUUACUCUUGGCGCUGUCGGCAUUAGCUGGACUGCCUGUAUCGGUCAGUUGGCAGCGUGCGACCGGCCCACGUCUCGACAAUCUGACUGAAAGCGAAAUUAAAUAUGCCAAAAUCUACUGGAACUACAGCGCUGCCGAGCGAGUCCUGCCCGGUGUCCAGAUGAGCAGGGACUCACAAAGCAAACAUGGCUACCGCUUCGUCGUGCCGCUCCCGGAGCGCUUGGCGGGAUUGACUUAUGUGGGACACGCAGCGCGCUUGCGCCUGGUGCUUGAGCGCGCGCGCAACGGCACCCAGUCCGCCUAUAUGAGCAGCUGCCUGCACCACCACCUGCCACCCGAGGUGGAUCUGGUACUCGUGGAGUACGCGGCGAAUGACUCCCCGGCACCGCGCUGGACAUUUGCGGACCCCAAUCGGAGGGCCAUGGAACGCCUGAUCAGGAAACUGCUGGGACUGGCAUCUCGUCCCGCAGUGCUGCUCAUCAACAUGUACGCCAUCGGCGCCGCGCACGGCAAUUACCUUCACACUGCGGAGCGCGACUUCAUGGAAUUCGCGACCUACUACAGCCUGCCCUCGGUGAGUCUGAAGGCGGCUGUGAUGCCGUCAGCGGCGGUUGGGGGGGCCGAGGCGGUGUCGUACGGGGCCAUCUUCAACGGCGGUCACAACCACCCGGGUCGUGGCGGCCAUGUCCUCGCCACGGAGCUGCUCAUCACGAUGUGCCUGGACUUGCUGCGAAGAGACGCGUAUGCUCUAGCCCAGCAACCUGUGGACGGCUGGAAUUGGACUGAUGAAGGUCGUGGGAAGUGGGGCUAUGUGGCCACCGAGCCGGGGAAGACCAUUAGGUUCAAGGUAAACACUCAGCUGGGUGGAAAUCGAACCAAAAACAGGCUAUCGGGGCGGCCCAUCGUGGUGCAGGUCGCCUACCUGGAGAGCUACCAGGGAAUGGGCACCGCGCGUGUGAGCUGCGAGGCCGGCUGUACCUGUACGGCAGUCACUAUUGACUCGUACGACAAGCGGCCCGUGUCUUUGACGAGCAUGAAGGACAUCUCGGUAUCCCAGCACCCGGAGUGUAUCUUGGCACUGACGACUAAGGGGCCCAGCAAGGCGGCUGAAGCGGCUGCGUUGGAGGCUGCAGCCCGCAACGAAACAACAAGCGGCGAUAGCAGUGGCAGCUCUAAUCCGGAUGUCGAGGCGGCUUGGAGCAAGUUCAAGGUCUUGGGUGUGGUGGUGGGUGAGGAGCCCGGGGCCUCGGAGGGCGGUGUCACCUGGCUGCGGGACGAGAGCCACCACCUGGCCAAUGCGCUGCGGGACAUGCGCGGGUAG